Arachis duranensis is the source of this 774-nucleotide messenger RNA. RefSeq lists its product as uncharacterized. Lineage: Eukaryota; Viridiplantae; Streptophyta; Magnoliopsida; Fabales; Fabaceae. The coding region runs from base 19 to 675 and encodes 218 amino acids. The transcript has 6 exons. The record is from RefSeq and is a predicted model, not a curated record.
GCUACAAAUGGGACAACAAUGGCUGGUCUGAGGGCAAUUGGCUAUGACUUUGACUAUGAUGACUUUCAUAGAUUUGUUCAUGGGAGAUUGCCAUAUCACUUGCUGAAAACAGAUCCAGUUCUAAGGGGUAUUUUGCAAAGCCUCCCUAUUAGGAAAGUGAUUUUUACAAAUGCAGACCAUAGUCAUGCAGUUCGGGCACUCCAAAGGCUUGGACUUGAGGAUUGCUUUGAAAGAAUCAUAAGCUUUGAUACUCUGAAUCCCUCCAACAAGAUCAAUACACUUGAUGUUAAAAAUGGCAGCGAAUCCAAACCAGUUUCCACUGAAAUUUUCGAUUUCUAUGAGUACGUGCGCCACCCAGGCCCUGACGUGAUACUUCCAAAGACUCCAGUUGUUUGUAAACCCUUUGAAGAUGCAUUUGAGAAUGUUUUUGAGAUAGCAAAUAUUGACCCUAAGAGAACAUUGUUCUUUGAUGAUAGUACCCGCAAUUUACUGACAGCCAAACGCGUAGGCCUCCACACAGUUGUGGUUGGUACUUCCGUUCGAACUACAGGAAUUGAUCAUGCUUUGGAAAGCAUCCAUAAUAUCAGGGAGGCAUUUCCAGAACUCUGGGAAGCCAGCGAAAAGCAUGAAAUUGUCAAAUAUAAGGUUGCAAUUGAGACAUCAGUGAAAGCUUAGUCUAGAAUACAAGUUUAGUGCCUUGUUUUGUGUAGGCGCCUGUCUCAUCAAUGUAAUUGUUAUUUGAAUUUUUAUUAAAUAUGAAUAUUUUGUUCAGUA